AAAUUAGGAGAAAAAGAGGGGGGAGUCUGUAAUGAAACCGAAGAGAGAAAAGAAGUGUGGAGGCUCUUAGAGGCUACUACGAAACCUCGACAAGACGGAGAGGAAGCAGAGAAAAGGGAAGGCUUGAUUCAGGCUCUCUCUGCCUCUGCUAAUUAAGACAACAGCAACAAGCAGCGGCCACACUUUUUAAUUGUCUAAGAAGCAAUAAGAACAGCAAAAAAAGAAAAAGUAAAAAAAAGAGAGAGAGAGAGAGAGAGAGAGAGAGAGAGGCGCAUUUCAGAUAUUUUUCCUUUCUAAGAAGACAUCCCACUCGUAGCAGCAGCGAUGGCGCCAUCUCUCCUCCAGGCCUACAGGAGGCGCUGGUGGAUGGCGGUGACAGCAGUCAUUGAAAACCUGCUGUGUUCAGCCGUGCUGCUUGGCUGGGGCUCCCUGCUCAUCAUGCUGAAAAGGGAAGGUUUCUACUCACACCUGUGCUCAGAGAAUGAUUCUGUGGUCGUGUCCUCGGGCAACUCUUCCUCCGGUCGCGAGGAGGAGGGUUGGCUCAGCUGUGUGGAUCAGGAGGAGAUGCUAAAUCUGGGCUUCACCAUUGGCUCCUUCUUGCUCAGCGCCACCACCCUGCCACUCGGUAUCCUGAUGGACAAGUUUGGGCCACGCCCGAUCCGCCUGGUGGGCAGUUCGUGUUUUAGCCUGUCCUGUAUCAUGAUGGCCGCGUCAGCCUACAACCCUGAUGUUCUGUCAGCACUCAUCUUCUUGGCUCUCUCCCUGAACGGCUUUGGGGGCAUCUGCUUGACCUUCACCUCACUCACGCUUCCUAACAUGUUUGGUACUCUGAGCUCCACUGUCAUGUCUCUGAUGAUUGGCUCCUACGCCUCCUCUGCUGUGACCUUCCCUGGAGUCAAGCUGAUCUACGACGCAGGUGUGUCCUUCCAGGUGAUCAUGUGGAUGUGGGCGGGUCUUGCUGGGUUUGUCUUUUUCAACUGUUUCCUCAACUGGCCCACAGAAGGCUUUCCGACACCUGAUGAGGUAGACUACAGUAAGAUUCUCACGCUGGAAGAGCUGCCUUCAUCGGAGCAGAAGGCAGUUGCAGAGAGACUGAGCCAGAAAAACGGAGACAUUCGACACUCCACAGAGAAACUUCCUAAUGGACAUGAUGUUGCUGUCAAUGCUGUUCCGUUCCGUCGGUCUGUUUUCUCUCCCAUCUUCCUGUGGAGUCUGGUUACAAUGGGGAUGUCCCAGCUGAGGAUCAUCUUCUUCAUGGGGGCAAUGAACAAGAUGCUGGAAUUUUUGGUCACCCACGGUGAUGAGCAUCCAUCUGAGCAGCUGGUGAUUGAGGCAGAGGAGAAAGUGAGUUUCUACUCGUCCAUCUUUGGCACACUGCAGCUGCUGUGUCUGGUCACGUGUCCUCUGAUCGGAUACAUCAUGGACUGGAAGAUGAAGGAGUGUAAAGAGGAGAAGACUGUCCCCCCAGGCACAGAGCAGAGACAGACCAGUGGACCCAAGAGAGACAGUAAGAUCCAGAAAGUGACCAACGCCAUGAGAGCCUUCAUUCUCACCAAUCUACUGCUGAUCGCUUUUGGAUGCUGCGGCCUCGUAGAUAACCUGCCUCUACAGAUCUUGACCUUCAUCCUCCACACGAUGGUCCGAGGCUUCAUCCACUCCUGCUGCGGAGGCCUUUAUGCUGCCGUCUACCCAUCCAACCACUUUGGCACCCUGACGGGCCUCCAGUCCAUGAUCAGUGCUGUGAUCGCGUUGCUGCAGCAGCCGCUCUUCAUUGCCAUGGUUGGACCACUGAAAGGAGACGCCUACUGGAGACUGUAUGACUGUAACUGUAACUUUCCACCUCUCUCAUGCGACGUCCAUCCAUCAGAUCAACCUUGGCCUGCUCAUCCUCUCGUUGUCUGGCUUCCUGCUGCCGGCUUACCUGUUCUACCACCGCAGACACCUGCUGAGGGAGAAGGAGGCCCGGGACAAGCAGGCCGCCGGACAGGAAAUGCAGGCACUCAACCACACCGAGGUCAACGGCCACAAACCUCACAGCAACGGUGCUGUGGAGGCUUAGAGCGACACAAUAGAGCCAAGGAUCGGGAGAAUCGUAAGAUUUAUUUUUGUAUGUGCCCUCAAAAUGAGCACCAGCAAUCUACUCGUCCAUAUAUAUUUUUUUGUUUUGAUAUUUCCCUUGUUGUUUUCUUCGUCUUAUUUUUGGUCAUUGCUGGUGCACAUUUUGCUCACCAGAAAACCACAGAGCAAACAGAUUCCCCAUAUUUUGUGGCACCUCAGAGUUAGUCUUUUAUUUCCUUGUGAGUUGGGGAGAAGCGCAUGUCAUCAUCCUUUGUUGCUGUUUAUUUAUUUUGGUUUAGGUCCAAGAGCCAGAUUAGUGUGAUUUUUUUUUUUUAAAGCCAUAGAUUUCACUGACAGACAUAUGCACACAUCCUGUUAUGGCCUGUGUGUCAGACUGUGGAUAUCACGGUACUUGAAAUACUGUUAAAUAGUUUUCAAAGAUAAUCAUCACAAUUCUUGCUAACACCAAAGAACAGCUUAAGGAUAUUAGAAAAGUUAACAUUUCUACUUCAGUAUUGUUUUAAAAAUAUGGUGAAUGAAGCUAAAUCUUAGCGUAGUAUGUUGUUUCUACUGGUUUCCCUUCAACAAAAGCUAUAAAUAUAUAUCUAUGCAACACUAUUAAAAGCAUACAGGCUAUCAAAUGAAUUUUAAAGCAUUUGAAUAUCUAAAUACCAGAUGUCUGGUAUGUAUAAGGAAGAUUUUUGGGCCAUUUUUCUAAGCCCAGUCAGACACACACAUAUGAACACAGAUAGACUGGUUGUAGAGACACCACAUCUACCUCCUCUGUUUCCCUUUUUUUGUUUUUUUGUACUGUCUCUCUGCAACUGACUCCCGUCUGUCCACUUCUUUUUCCUCAUUAGGGCAUAAUCUUUAGAUCGUCAGAUACCCAACGAAUUUACUCAGUGCAGCAUUUCUCCUUGUGCAUUCAUGAUGUGUAGAUGUAAUGCUGAGUCAUUUCUGAAAUUUUUAUAUAAAGGAAAAAUAUCUUUGUGGAGACACAAGGAAAAAUAUGAAUGACGUUUUAAAUUCUGACACACAAUGUGUGUGUGUGUGUGUGUGUGUGUGUGUGUGCGCGUGCUUUAUACACAGAAAUGAACUAGUGUGUGUAUAAAAUAUGUAUUUAAGUGUCUUUUUUUUAUACUCUAGCAUUAUACAUUAGCAUUAAAAAAAGGGAAGAGUUUCUUUCAGUAUCAGCAAAUGUCAUCUAAAUGAAGCUUGGAUGAUUUACUGUGUAUUCUACUUUUUGCUUUAUUAGUCAUGAACUGAUUCUCUCAAGAUUUUUCUUUUUUGUAAAUAGGACUGAGGUGUGUGUUGUAUUUUCAUACAUAUUCUGCUUGCUUUACUAUAUAUGCGUGUGUACAGUAAAUUAACCGAAGGCUGAGGAGACACUGGCUGUCUUGGAUGCUCAUCGUCGCAUUAAAAAGCAACCCUCGUGUCUGCCAGCUGCAGAUAGAACCAGAAAACUGUACUUUCUUCCAAAGACAGGACAAAUUGUGUCGAUCAUGUACUGUUUUGCUCUGCACACAGCAACGGUAUCGUGUAGAUUUAUGGAAUCAGUUGUAAUGCAAUGAUUUUUAAUUAAUUUUUUAAGUAUUACAUUUCAGGUUCAAGAUUGCAGCCUUAGAUGUUUCCUUUCGUGUCGUAUGUUUUUUUCUUUUUUUUCUGGUUUUUAGGUGCUCUUUGCUCUUGCUUGGACAGAGAUUCUGUUUUGAUUCGACUCUGUCUUUGCUGCCAUCUCGGCUUAAUUGCAGUAGAUAUGAAUGUAAGAAUAAUGCUUCAGCCAAACAUCCUUCUUUGUAAGCCAAAGCCAUGUGUAGAGACUGUAAGCCAGUCGACAGUACAGCUCCUUUCCUCAGCAGAGCGUACAGGAUCAGAAUGAACAGGAACGCCUGAUAAUGUUUGUUUUUUUAGUUGCUGCAGGUGUCACUUCAGCUUGAUGAUCAUUUUUGAGGUUGUAUUUUCUGUUCUUUAUCCAGCUUAUAAAUACAAUCAAGUGCAUUUCAGUCAGUGCCACUGAGGUUUUCCAGUUUGUCAUUACUUGUCUCUUACUGCAGUCCUCUGUAGUAUUUUAUGUUUGAAACCAACAUACUAUCAAUUUCAGCAACAAAUAUGUGACCUCUUGGUACUUCUGUGAAGCUGCUCAGUUAAAGCUGACAAUUACUGCCAAAUGACAUUCAAGUUAAUGUGACUCCCUGGUGCUCAUGACAUUAUUGUCACUGUAUUAUCUAUUGUCUAUAAGUUUAAUCAUCAUCGUGUCUGGAAGUUACUACAACAAAAAUUAAAAUCCUUUCAUUUUUUGUGUGUUAUAAGAUCAUCCACAGCGGCUUAUCUAAUCUCUUUGUCCUCGGGGUUGAAGCGCUGGUAUGUCGUGCUAAAUGUUCGCCUUUCUUUCCUGCUUUCAAUCAGUAUAUCCAGCUUGUGCACAUGAAGAAUAAACGUAUGAGUGUUAA
Scatophagus argus is the source of this 4508-nucleotide messenger RNA. It is a transcript of the gene slc43a1a, whose product is annotated as solute carrier family 43 member 1a. The record is from RefSeq and is a predicted model, not a curated record. NCBI's taxonomy places the organism in Eukaryota, Metazoa, Chordata, Actinopteri, Scatophagidae. Bases 325 to 2283 code for a protein of 652 amino acids. Gene Ontology annotation, biological process: transmembrane transport; neutral amino acid transport. The transcript is spliced from 15 exons. Gene Ontology annotation, molecular function: neutral L-amino acid transmembrane transporter activity; L-amino acid transmembrane transporter activity.